Messenger RNA from Notodromas monacha, 294 nucleotides. The record is from the annotation of a GenBank genome assembly. NCBI's taxonomy places the organism in Eukaryota, Metazoa, Arthropoda, Ostracoda, Podocopida, Cyprididae.
AUGUCUCGGGUCUUGUGUCGCUUGUUGACGACCAGCUGUCGCCGAGUGGCGGCGCACGCGUUCACGUCCCGGUACAGCUGGCCCUGCGGCUCCGGCGGACGCAGCCUGCUCGCUGGGCACAAGGGCCCGCAAGGACGAAUCUCGUUUUACAUGACCAAUUAUGGCGAAGAAGGGACUCAUAUUGGCUCAGCAGCUGCCUUGGAUGCCGGUGAUCUAAUUUUUGGACAAUACAGAGAAGCUGGCGUUUUGCUUUGGCGUGGUUUUUCACUGGAUCAAUUCAUGAAUCAGUUUUGA